Thrips palmi is the source of this 4529-nucleotide messenger RNA. RefSeq lists its product as uncharacterized. The transcript has 11 exons. Gene Ontology annotation, molecular function: GTPase activator activity. Gene Ontology annotation, biological process: signal transduction. Bases 374 to 4054 code for a protein of 1226 amino acids. The record is from RefSeq and is a predicted model, not a curated record. NCBI's taxonomy places the organism in Eukaryota, Metazoa, Arthropoda, Insecta, Thysanoptera, Thripidae.
CGCGCUUCGCGGGGAACCUCGCGCACCACGCGCCGUACCGCGCCGCCUCGGGCCGCCUAGCGCCGCCGACAACCCAUUCGCGAGUGAUUGUGCCCGUGUGUGUGUGUCUGUGAAGUUCGCGGGUGUAGUGGCUGUGAUACAUGCAGUGUGUGCACCGACGUCGACGGCCAAUAUGUAGGCCUCAACGCGGCUAGGAGGAAGAGGGACACGUCCGGACCGUGAGGAGGUCCAGCGGCUGGUCAAGUUCGAACAGGAUCGCUGGCAGGACCUGCGACGGUCGUCCGACGGCCAGGAUGCCGCCCAGGAGGCGGAGAGGGCGGCGCAGGCGCGGGGACACCACCAAGCCAACGGGGACCUUGACCGCGUGCAGGGCAUGUUCCCGCACGACACCCUGCACCUGUACGACGAGAACCCCCUGGCCAUGAAGAUCAAGGGGCUCAUGUCGCGGCGCAACAGCCCGGCCUCCAAGCUGUCGCGCGCCCUGUCCACCAAGUCCGUGCGCCCGGAGGACGGUGCGCCGGGCCCGCCGGGCCCGCAGGCACCCGGUGGCGGGGUCGUCCUCGGCGGCGUCGUGGCGCCGGCCUCCGCGGACGCGCUGGCCGCGCUGCCCAACGGCGACGCCACCAAGCUGUCCCCCAAGCUGCGACAGUUCAUCAUGGAGGCGCCGGCGCAGUUUACAACGGGGGUGCAGGGCCAGGAGCGCCACCUGUUCCUCUUCUCGGACGUGCUGCUGGUGGCCAAGCCGCGCAGCCCCGGCCACUUCAAGCUCAAGGACAAGGUGCGCGUGGCCAGCCUGUGGCUCACCGCCGACCCGCGCGCCCUGCAGGACGUCUGCGAGGUGGACAAGUCCACCGAGACCUCCUUCGUCCUGGGAUGGCCCACCACCAACGUGGUGGCCACGUUCAGCACGCAGGCGGCCCGGGAUCUGUGGUGGAGCAAGCUCAACGAAGUCGUCGCCUCCGAGACGGACCAUGAACCAAAGUCAACCAACAUCCAGGUCGUGUUCUACGACGUGGACACCAACAUCGAAUACUGCAAGACGCUGUGCGUGCGGCCCAGCGACACGGUGCAGCGCUGCAUCCAGCAGGCCCUGGAGCACCUCGAGAUGCAGUCCCUGGACGCGCAGCAGUUCCAGCUCUGGGCCAAGACCCCCGGCGACGACUCGCCGUACCCGCUGGUCGGCCACGAGCGCCCCUUCGCCAUCCGCAUGAGCUGCCUGCGCGACAACAUGAACCAGGAGGAGGGCUUCGACCUGGACCACUGCAACAACAUGUACGAGCCGCUCAACCCACGGCAGCGCUGCCAGUUCAUCCUCAGGAACAUCCGCCAGAUGGCCGAGCACGACAAGAAGAAGCCCAAGAGCCGCAAGAGUCCAAUGCGCCUGCGGCAGGUGUUCAAGCGCACCAAGAGCGAGGUGGCCGUGGACACGGCGGACUCGGCGGACCUGCCCUCCAAGAACAAGAAGGGCAAGUCGCUGAAGCAGCGGCGGAGCAACAGCAGCGGCCACGACGCGGACGCCGAGGAGCCGCCGCAGGGCGACCUGUUCGGCCAGCCGCUGCAGACGCUGUGGCGCGAGUCGCCCGCCGGCGCCGCCCCCGCCGGCCUCGUCGUGGACGACGUCGCCGGCGAGCUGGCCAAGCCCAUCAUGAGCCUGCUGGCCAACGUGUUCGCCCACGGCACCGCCACGCAGGGCAUCUUCCGGCGCUCCGCCAACCAGAGGAACGUGAAGGAGCUGCGCGCCGUGCUGGACGGCCCCGACGGCCCCGGGCUGUGGGGCGACGGCGACUACGACGCCACCACGGCCAUCAUCGAGAAGAGCAGCAUCCUGACGACGUCGUGCCUGCUCAAGGAGUUCCUGCGGUGCCUGCCUGUGCCGCUGCUGGUGCCGGACCUGUGCGCCGACUGGCUCGACGCCCACCACACCGCCGACACGCCGCAGCCCGGCAAGCCCACCAAGCUCCAGCGCUACGCCGCCGUCCUGGCGCUGCUGCCGCGCUGCCACCGCGGCCUCCUCGCCUACAUGCUGUGCCUGCUGCACCACGUGGCGGCCAACCAGGACCACAACCUCAUGUCCCCCAGCAACCUGGGCGUCGUGUUCGCGCCGGGUCUGCUGCGCGCGCCGGAGAACUCGCCCAAGGAGCUGGAGGCCGUGCUCACGGCCACCACCCCCGCUAUCGUGGCGUACCUCAUCAGCCACUGCCAGCAACUGUUCGGCCCCGCCGUCACCAGGCUGCUGGGCGAGCCGCCACCGCCGCAGGACAGCGGCGCCGAGGAGUCCGACAGUCUACACUCCGGCGGCCUGGACAGCCUGGAGCACCUGGAGCCGUGCCCGCCGCCGCGGAAGGACAAGAUGUCUCUGAGCAGGGACUCGGGGCUCACCAUGAGCGACUCGCAGCUCUUCACGCCCGACGAGGAGGAGAGCGGCUCCACCAGCUCCUCCGGGUCGGGGCGAGUGUCGGGCCGCGCGUCCAGGCCCAUGCGCUUCAAGGUGGCGACCACCACUCCACCGGCAGGAACCACCCCCGGCGCGCCGCCCGCGGCCGUGCCCGCGCCCUCGGGCUGCAGGCAGUACGUGCGCGUGUACGGCGGCUGGGAGGAGCGGCGCGCGGGCGGCCCGGGACUCUACUCCAUGUGCAGCAGCCCCCGCACCGCGCAGCUGCCCUCGGCCACGUCCACCAACACCGGCGGCAGCCCUAUGGCCAGCCCCAUGGCCAGCCCCUCGGCCACCUCGACCUGCCCGGCGGCGUCGCCCUUCAAGCGCGAGGACUGGUUCCGCCAGCGGUCCGCGCUGCGACGGCUGGCCAGCCCCAGCAGCCCCAGCCACAGCCCCAACUACAGCCCCAGCUACAGCCCCAGCAGCAGCCCCGGCCCCUCCACGUCGUCGGCGAGCCAAGUCAUCUACGGCAACCUGCAGGGCUGCCCCUCGGGGGCGGCCGUCGGCUCCAGAGGGGAGUCCACCGGCAGCGAGGGGCCGUCGUCCUGCUCCAGCGCCAGCACGGCGGCCACCACGUCGCUCAGGACCGCCACCCACCGGAGGCUGGACAGCGCUCGAAGAGAGCGACUGCGGCGAAGCGCUUCCGAAGAGUCGCUCCUGGAACGGAGAGCGCGGCCGCACCCUCCCAGCCUGCCGCAGAACCACCCCGGGCACGCCGCCAGGGAAGCCAACCACCCCCCGACGCGGCCACCCCAGCCCCCGCAGGCGGAGCGGCCGCUGCCUGCACUGCCCACCAUUCCUCACCGAUCGCUGGCGCCCCGAGACCACCGAGACGUGCCCCGAAUAUCGCGGUCCCGCAGCGCGUACCACCUCGCCUCCACGCCGGAGGCCGGCUCGGGCAGGUCGUCCUUCUCCUUCGCGCGGGUGUACCCGCUGGAGGCGCAGGCCGAGCUGGACGCGCUGUACGGCUACGCCUGCGUGCGGAGCUGCGGCGGCGGCAGCGCCACUGGCAGCCUGGGCGCCGUGGGCGCGGACAAGAGCGCGGACGACUCGUACGACUCCAGCACACUGUCGGACGACGACUCGACGCCCCACGUGUCGCGGUCCAACUCGCGCAGCAAGGAACCCUGGAGCCCCACCUCUACCGCCGGCGUCGCCGCCCCCGCCGCCCCCAGCGCGCCGCCGCCACCACUGCCCCCCAAGCUGCGGCACUUGCCCCCCGUCCACGUGGAGCUGGGCGCCACCAUGGAGAGGCGGGGCCGGUCGCGGAGGCGGCUGCCCAAGCCCGCCGCGCGCUCCAAGUCACUGCCGCCCCCCAGUCAGGCGCACCGGAACGGCGCCGACGGCAUGGCCGACGCCAUGGCCGCCCCCGCGAGCCCGCCGCCCUACCGGCCGCCGCCGUACCGCCCGCCGCCCAGUGUGGUGCCCAGUCACCGCGCCCCCAUCACCACCUACUACCUGGGCGCCCGCGCCAACCCCAACCCCAGCCCCAACCUGGGCUCAAGUCCCAAUGUCAGUGGGGCCUCGAACCCAUCGAACCCAUCCAACCCCAGCAUGGGCCCCAAGGGGUGCGCCAGUCCCAGCAUGGGCCCCAGCGAGGAGGGCGAGUCCUAUGUGUAAGUCUUACCAGUGCCAUGUCAUGCGCUACGCCAUUUAGUGCCCGAGUCACUUUGUGUUCUAAGCUCUGUACAAAAGUAGCAAGUGUUAGUACGAUUAUGAAUGUUGUUUUGUUCCAGUUACCAUUAGUAGAAAAGGGAUUCUUUUUAAAUUUUUUUAAAAAUUGUAAUUUGAUUUUGUUGCCUAAUUGCGCCAUGUUGUUGCUUGAUAGAUAAGUUGAGGUGGAAUCAAUACUCUCUCCGUUAAGUAGAGAUGUAUUGAUUCACUAGGGAAGUCCAGCUUUGUGAAGGCGAAUACUUCUUGAAUGAGAAUAUGACGUAGAUUGUCAAUGUUAUUAGAGAUUUAUUAAAAUAGCUGUCUGUAAAAUAUGUAUCGCAUCAUGAUUUAUGCUCCAUGUUGUAUUAGAUGUUUUAACUUUUAUUGUACUUAUAAUUUUUUUUGUUUUAAUGUAAAUAUAUAUCAAUGCCAGUGAAGCUCA